GAGGGGCGAUAUGUUGGGCUGUAAAUAGGUGGCGGGGCUGGUCCUGCGGAAGAUCCCGCAGGCCGGGGCCUCAGGGCAAAGUAGUCCCCCGCUGGAGCCGAGCGGGCGGGGAGGGAGGCGGCGCGGGCGGAGGCGCACGGCGGAGCGGUGCUGCGGCUCAGCUGAUAAUUGAAGGGACGACCAGCCGCCGCCACCGACGCCGCUGGGGGGGGUGGGGGGAGCCCGUGGAAGUUGCCGUCGCGCCACCGAGUCCGGACCGGAGACUUUGGGGCCUAACUAGUGAAUGGUAGUGUCUAGAAAGGGUAUGUCCCUUCAAGAGAGAGGUGCCAAUGUCCAACCGGCCUAAUAACAAUCCAGGGGGGUCACUGCGACGUUCACAGAGGAACACUGCCGGGGCCCAACCACAAGACGACUCAAUAGGAGGAAGGUCACAUUUAGGGCAGGCAAAACAUAAGGGAUAUAUCCCUCCUGAGAGUAGAAAAUCUAAUUUUAAGGCACCCAAAGUGCAAUCUAAUACCACUUCUGAACUGUCAAGGGGACACCUUUCUAAAAGAAGCUGCAGUUCAUCAUCUACUGUCAUAGUUCUACAACCAGAGGAUCCAGACAGAGCCAAUACUUCUGAAAGGCAGAAAACGGGGCAGGUGCCUAAGAAAGACAAUUCUCGAGGAGUGAAACGCAGUGCUAGUCCAGACUACAACAGAACCAAUUCUCCUAGCUCUGCGAAAAAACCCAGAGCAUUUCAGCACAUUGAGUCUCUCUCAGAAACCAAUAAGCCACACAAUAAGUCAAAGAAGAGACAUUUAGAUCAGGAGCAACAAGUGAAAUCUGCACAAUUGCCAUCAACAAGCAAGGCUCACACCAGAAAGAGUGUGGCUGCUGGUAGUUCACGGAGUCAGAAAAGAAAGAGGACAGAGAGUUCUUGUGUAAAGAGUGGUCCUGGGUCUGAAUCAACUGGUGCCGAAGAAAGAUCUGCAAAACCCACCAAGCUGGCUUCAAAAUCAGCCACCUCAGCCAAAGCUGGGUGUAGCACCAUCACCGAUUCUUCUUCUGCUGCCUCUACUUCCUCCUCCUCUUCGGCUGUAGCCUCAGCCUCUUCGACUGUACCACCAGGUGCCAGGGUGAAACAAGGAAAAGACCAGAACAAGGCCAGGCGUUCCCGUUCAGCAUCCAGUCCUAGUCCCAGAAGAAGUAGCAGGGAAAAGGAGCAGAGUAAAACUGGUGGCUCUUCAAAAUUUGAUUGGGCUGCUCGUUUCAGCCCUAAAGUUAGCCUACCUAAAACAAAACUGUCUCUUCCAGGGUCUUCUAAGUCAGAGACAUCAAAACCUGGACCUUCUGGAUUACAGGCCAAAUUAGCAAGUUUAAGAAAGUCUACCAAGAAGCGCAGUGAGUCCCCACCUGCUGAGCUCCCCAGUUUGAGGAGGAGCACACGUCAAAAGACCACGGGCUCCUGUGCUAGUACCAGUCGGCGAGGCUCUGGCCUGGGCAAGAGAGGAGCAGCUGAGGCUCGGCGGCAAGAGAAAAUGGCAGACCCAGAAAGCAACCAGGAGACAGUAAAUUCCUCAGCUGCCCGGACAGAUGAAGCUCCCCAAGGAGCAGCAGCCUCUAGUUCUGUUGCAGGGGCUGUUGGCAUGACCACCUCUGGGGAGAGUGAAUCGGAUGAUUCUGAGAUGGGACGAUUACAAGCCCUGUUAGAGGCCAGGGGUCUUCCUCCUCACCUGUUUGGUCCUCUUGGUCCUCGGAUGUCACAGCUUUUCCAUAGAACAAUUGGAAGCGGAGCUAGUUCUAAGGCCCAACAGCUUCUUCAAGGACUACAAGCAAGUGAUGAGAGUCAACAGCUUCAGGCAGUCAUUGAAAUGUGUCAGCUAUUGGUCAUGGGAAAUGAGGAGACAUUAGGAGGCUUUCCUGUGAAGAGUGUUGUUCCAGCUUUGAUAACAUUACUGCAGAUGGAACAUAAUUUUGACAUUAUGAAUCACGCUUGCCGAGCCUUAACGUACAUGAUGGAAGCGCUCCCUCGAUCAUCUGCUGUUGUCGUAGAUGCUAUUCCUGUCUUUUUAGAAAAGCUGCAAGUUAUUCAGUGUAUUGAUGUGGCAGAGCAGGCCUUAACUGCCUUGGAGAUGCUGUCACGGCGACAUAGUAAAGCUAUUUUACAGGCGGGUGGCUUGGCAGACUGCUUGCUGUAUCUAGAAUUCUUCAGCAUAAAUGCCCAAAGAAAUGCACUAGCAAUUGCAGCCAAUUGCUGCCAGAGUAUCACACCUGAUGAAUUUCAUUUUGUGGCAGAUUCCCUACCAUUACUUACCCAAAGGCUAACUCAUCAGGACAAAAAGUCAGUAGAAAGCACUUGCCUUUGUUUUGCACGCCUAGUGGACAACUUUCAACACGAGGAGAAUUUACUGCAGCAGGUUGCUUCCAAAGAUCUGCUAACAAAUGUUCAACAACUGUUGGUAGUGACUCCACCAGUUUUAAGUUCUGGGAUGUUUAUAAUGGUGGUUCGCAUGUUUUCUCUGAUGUGUUCCAACUGCCCAACACUAGCUGUUCAGCUUAUGAAACAAAACAUUGCAGAAACACUUCACUUCCUUCUGUGUGGUGCCUCCAAUGGAAGUUGUCAGGAGCAGAUUGAUCUUGUUCCACGAAGUCCUCAAGAACUGUAUGAACUGACCUCUCUGAUUUGUGAACUUAUGCCAUGUUUACCAAAAGAAGGCAUUUUUGCAGUUGAUACAAUGCUAAAGAAGGGAAAUGCGCAGAAUACAGAUGGUGCAAUUUGGCAGUGGCGGGAUGACCGAGGCCUCUGGCAUCCCUAUAACAGGAUUGACAGCCGGAUCAUUGAGGUAGCAGCCCAUCAGGUCGGUGAGGAUGAGAUAAGCUUGUCCACUCUGGGACGAGUUUAUACUAUUGAUUUUAAUUCUAUGCAGCAAAUCAAUGAGGACACGGGAACAGCACGUGCCAUUCAGAGAAAACCUAACCCCUUAGCCAAUACUAACACUAGUGGAUAUUCAGAGUUAAAGAAGGAUGAUGCUCGAGCACAGCUAAUGAAAGAAGAUCCGGAACUGGCUAAGUCUUUCAUUAAGACUUUAUUUGGUGUUCUCUAUGAAGUGUAUAGCUCCUCAGCAGGACCUGCAGUCAGACAUAAGUGCCUUAGAGCAAUUCUUAGGAUAAUUUAUUUUGCUGAUGCUGAACUUCUGAAGGAUGUUCUGAAAAAUCAUGCUGUUUCAAGUCACAUUGCUUCCAUGCUAUCAAGUCAAGAUCUGAAGAUAGUAGUUGGAGCACUUCAGAUGGCAGAAAUCUUAAUGCAAAAGUUACCUGAUAUUUUCAGUGUUUACUUCAGAAGAGAAGGUGUCAUGCAUCAAGUAAAGCAUUUAGCAGAAUCUGAGUCUUUGUUGACAAGUCCACCAAAGGCGUGUACAAAUGGUUCAGGAUCCCUGGGGUCCACAACACCAGCCAGCAGUGGGACAGCCACGGCUGCAACCAAUGCUUCUGCUGAUCUUGGGUCACCCAGCUUGCAGCAUAGCAGAGAUGAUUCACUGGACCUGAGCCCUCAAGGUCGAUUAAGUGAUGUUCUCAAGAGAAAACGACUGCCAAAACGAGGGCCAAGAAGGCCAAAGUAUUCACCUCCAAGAGAUGAUGACAAAGUAGACAAUCAAGCUAAAAGCCCUACCACUACUCAGUCACCCAAAUCUUCCUUCCUGGCAAGCUUGAAUCCAAAAACGUGGGGAAGAUUAAGUGCACAGUCCAACAGCAACAACAUUGAGCCAGCACGAACUGCAGGAGUUAGUGGUCUUUCCAGGGCAGCCUCAAAAGACACCAUAUCCAAUAAUAGAGAAAAAAUUAAAGGUUGGAUUAAGGAGCAGGCGCAUAAAUUUGUUGAGCGUUACUUUAGUUCAGAGAAUAUGGAUGGAAGCAACCCUGCCUUGAAUGUACUUCAGAGACUUUGUGCUGCAACUGAACAACUCAACCUCCAGGUGGACGGUGGAGCUGAGUGCCUUGUAGAAAUCCGUAGCAUAGUCUCCGAAUCAGAUGUUUCAUCAUUUGAAAUCCAACAUAGUGGAUUUGUGAAACAACUGUUGUUCUACUUGACAUCUAAAAGUGAAAAGGAUGCUGUCAGCCGAGAGAUCCGAUUAAAGCGAUUCCUACAUGUAUUUUUUUCUUCUCCACUUCCUGGAGAAGAGCCCAUUGGAAGAGUAGAACCAGUGGGCCAUGCGCCUUUGUUGGCACUAGUUCAUAAGAUGAACAACUGCCUCAGCCAAAUGGAGCAAUUUCCAGUCAAAGUGCACGAUUUCCCUAGUGGAAAUGGGGCUGGAGGCAGCUUUUCUCUCAACAGAGGAUCACAAGCUUUAAAGUUUUUCAACACACAUCAGUUAAAAUGUCAAUUACAAAGACACCCAGAAUGUGCAAAUGUGAAACAGUGGAAAGGCGGACCUGUCAAGAUCGAUCCUCUGGCUCUGGUGCAAGCUAUUGAAAGAUACCUUGUGGUUAGAGGGUAUGGAAGAGUAAGAGAAGAUGAUGAAGACAGUGAUGAUGAUGGAUCAGAUGAGGAAAUAGAUGAGUCUCUGGCUGCUCAGUUUUUAAAUUCAGGAAAUGUAAGGCACAGGCUACAGUUUUAUAUUGGAGAGCAUUUACUACCAUAUAACAUGACGGUGUAUCAGGCAGUGCGGCAGUUCAGUGUACAGGCUGAAGAUGAAAGGGAAUCUACUGAUGAUGAGAGCAAUCCUCUGGGAAGAGCUGGUAUUUGGACAAAGACUCAUACAAUAUGGUACAAACCUGUGAGAGAGGAUGAAGAAAAUAGUAAAGAUUGUGUUGGUGGCAAAAGGGGAAGAGCCCAAACAGCUCCAACAAAAACUUCCCCCAGAAAUGCAAAGAAGCAUGAUGAGUUAUGGCAUGAUGGAGUGUGCCCAUCAGUAGCAAAUCCUUUAGAAGUUUACCUCAUUCCCACACCACCUGAAAAUAUUACCUUUGAAGACCCAUCUUUAGAUGUGAUCCUUCUUUUAAGAGUUUUACACGCCAUCAGUCGGUACUGGUAUUACUUGUAUGAUAAUGCGAUGUGCAAGGAGAUUAUUCCAACUAGUGAAUUUAUUAACAGUAAGUUAACAGCAAAAGCGAAUAGGCAGCUUCAAGAUCCUCUAGUGAUCAUGACAGGAAACAUCCCAUCAUGGCUCACUGAACUAGGAAAAACCUGCCCAUUUUUCUUUCCUUUUGAUACCCGACAAAUGCUUUUUUAUGUAACUGCAUUUGAUCGAGACCGGGCAAUGCAAAGAUUGCUUGAUACCAACCCAGAAAUCAACCAGUCUGAUUCGCAAGACAGCAGAGUUGCACCUAGAUUGGAUAGAAAAAAGCGCACUGUGAACAGAGAGGAGCUGCUAAAACAAGCUGAGUCUGUGAUGCAGGACCUUGGUAGUUCACGGGCCAUGUUAGAAAUCCAGUAUGAAAAUGAGGUUGGUACAGGUCUUGGGCCAACACUGGAGUUUUAUGCACUUGUUUCUCAGGAACUACAGAGGGCUGAUUUGGGUCUCUGGAGAGGUGAAGAAGUAACUCUUAGCAAUCCAAAAGGAAGCCAAGAAGGGACCAAGUAUAUUCAAAACCUCCAGGGCCUGUUUGCGCUUCCCUUUGGUAGGACAGCUAAGCCAGCUCAUAUCGCAAAGGUUAAGAUGAAGUUUCGCUUCUUAGGAAAAUUAAUGGCUAAGGCUAUCAUGGAUUUCAGAUUGGUGGACCUUCCGCUUGGCCUGCCCUUUUAUAAAUGGAUGCUGCGGCAGGAAACUUCACUGACAUCUCAUGAUUUAUUUGACAUUGAUCCUGUUGUUGCCAGAUCAGUAUAUCACCUAGAAGACAUUGUCAGACAGAAGAAAAGACUGGAGCAGGAUAAGUCCCAGACUAAAGAGAGUCUACAGUAUGCUUUGGAAACUCUCACAAUGAAUGGCUGCUCAGUGGAAGAUCUGGGACUGGACUUUACACUGCCGGGAUUUCCCAACAUUGAACUGAAGAAAGGAGGAAAGGAUAUACCAGUCACUAUCCACAAUUUAGAGGACUACCUAAGAUUGGUGAUAUUCUGGGCACUAAAUGAAGGUGUUUCUAGGCAAUUUGACUCGUUCAGAGAUGGAUUUGAAUCAGUUUUCCCACUCAGUCAUCUUCAGUACUUCUACCCAGAAGAACUGGAUCAGCUCCUGUGCGGCAGUAAAGCAGACACCUGGGAUGCAAAGACAUUGAUGGAAUGCUGUAGGCCUGAUCAUGGCUAUACUCACGACAGUCGAGCCGUGAAGUUCUUGUUUGAGAUUCUCAGUAGUUUUGAUAAUGAACAGCAGAGAUUGUUUCUCCAGUUUGUGACUGGUAGCCCACGAUUGCCAGUUGGAGGGUUCCGGAGUUUAAAUCCACCUCUGACAAUUGUGCGGAAGACAUUUGAAUCAACAGAAAACCCAGAUGACUUCUUACCCUCUGUAAUGACUUGUGUGAACUAUCUUAAGUUGCCGGACUACUCGAGCAUUGAGAUAAUGCGUGACAAACUGUUGAUAGCAGCAAGAGAAGGCCAACAGUCGUUCCAUCUUUCCUGAUCACAACAAGAAAUCAGUGUCUGCCUGUUACAGCAAAAGAAAAAAAUCAUGAUUUCUUUUCUGUGUGUCACCUGAGUCAAGGAAACAUGUUUCUCCUUCUUGUUGUAGGAAAACGGCUUGCAGAUUAUAAUUCAUAAUGGCCCCGUGGACUUAAAGUGAUCAGGCCCUAAAACGUUGUUGUGAUGAAGUUUCUUUAGCAAGUUCUUGUUUAAAUUAUCAUUUAUUUGAUGAGUGAAGUUUUUAACUUGCUUUGCUGUGUGAAAUUUCAAAGGGAUGUUUUUUCAGGCUGGAACAAUAAAAAUGUCGCUGUGCAGUUUAAUUCUGGGCUGUGUGUAUCCAUCUAGCUAAGUUUGCAGUUUGUUUUUUCCAAAGACAACUUGUGUACAUAAGUACAGACAUUAAACUCUUGUGGAUUUAACAACUCUAGUUUAGUAAAUGGGUUCUGUGUGCUUUCCACCUCUCUAAUUUUCUUUUCUUACUUCAUUACUGCCUCUGCAGUUCAUACACAUUUGUAUUUUCUUUUUCCUUUUUUUAAAUAAUACAACAUGAAUAGUUAAGACAUUUUCAUUAGCUCUGGGCCUUGUCAUACUCAGUUCUUUCAAAUUAAAAUACAAUUUGAAAUUUAUUGAAUUGAAAUAAUAUUCUCAAUAUAAUUCAACCUUUGUAACUAGCUAGGUAGGAGGCAGGCUUUUCUUAUAGCUUAGGUUAUAGUUACAGCAUCUCCUGGCUUUUUGCCAAGUGACACUAGACCGGUCUGUUUACAUGAUAUUUCCUUCACUCUGGUAAGGAGGCAAGAAAGUGCAUUUAUUUUUCUGUGUAGGUUAAAGGUCCACAGCUUGGACUGGCCAGCAUUUAUCUUAUUGCCAGACCAUUUUAAAAUGAUAGAAAGUUUUAAAUGAAUUACUUUUCAUUCCGUGUUGGAGUUUUAAAUGAUUUUUUUCCUUCCCUUACUCCUGUUUUAAAUUUCUGUUCUCAGUCUAUAUUUUCCUCUCGUCUUCUCCCAGUGUUAAUUGCAGACGAACUGUUCAGCCUUUGUCUCCACACAGAUCAAAGCACCUGUAAACAAUGCUGUCCAUUUGUUUGUGUGCUCAUUUCUCAGAUCUGCAGUAAUCCAUCAGGUUAAUGUUUUUACCUAAAAAUAAAAUAAGUUUGCUUCACUGUUUUUGUUUAUAGUUCUGUGCUGUGUACAUGCCCACCUGUCUAAGAUAAGCACUUAGGGUGACGUUGCAGUGUGAGAAAGUCACUGUGUGCCACAAGUCCAGCCGUGGGGGGCUCUGUUUACAGCUUCUUGAACACAAAAUGUGGAAAGAAAAUGGGAGCUGAUCCAUUCCUUCCUAAGGCUCAAAUGAAGACUAAUAAAUUUGAACUCUGCCUUCAUCUCCUUCAAAAUGAGAUGCACCAUCUUUUUCUUUCUUUCUUUCCUUCUUUCCUUCCUUUCUUUCUUUCUUUCUUUCUUAAGAAAACUGAACUUUGAAGAAACUAAUUGUGCUGACUGUAUUGAUACAGAGCCCUCUUCUUUAUCCCAUUGCCCCAAAGGAAGGUAGUGGCUUAGUUUACUGCUGUGGUGACUGUCUUUCUACACUGACCUUGCCUUAUGUGGAAACAUCCCCUGCUGACAGAAAUCUCUUGACAGUUCGCCCAGUAAGGAGGAAAUGAGGCCAGAAGCUUCUCUGCUUACAGAGACUUCUAAAUGAGCAAUGUUACCUGGAGAGGGGAAGGGAGUUGGGUUCUGCAGCUUCACCCUGUUGGCCAGAAGAUCUGGGCCCUGUUGUCUCCAGUUCUGGUGUUCUACAUACUGAGCACAAAGUUUUUUGUGUGAACAUAGCAUUUUGUUCCUCACUUUUUAAAGAUCUGUUAAAAUGUAGACAUCUGUAUAAAACAGUGAUGUUUCAUAUUAAAAUAAUCUGUAUUUGCAUUUUACACCUGUGGUGCUGGCAGAUUUGGCUUCGUUGAUAUCUUGCAUCAAUUGAAUGCUUAUGAUGGUUCUGACUGGAAUAUUUCAGAGCCGGAAGUCACUGAAAAGCUUUCUAUCAUCAAUUUACUCUGUUCAGUACUUGGGACCUGUGGCUAAUUUGGGGUCAGGAAGACUACAUUUUAAAGCACUCUCAGCAGAGGCCUUAAUUUUGCACACUAGGGAAAUGUGCCCUUGGUUUGCUGUGCUCCAGUCAUCUCUAAAGGUUUGGUUUUCUGACCCAUUUUUGUUUUCCCUGUUGUAAUGAGAAUAUUGUCUUGAACUGUCGUGCUCUGUAUGAUUCUUUGAGAAGUGGUGGUAUAUAGGUGUCAGUGGUAUACAGCAUUGACAUUGCUGUAGCUGGUAUCCACAGUAAGUGGUGGUGUACAGGUGUCAAUGGUAUACAGUGGUGGUAUAUAGGUGUCAAUGGUAUACAGUGGUGGUAUACAGGUGUCAAUGGUAUACAGCAUUGACAUUGCUGUAGCUGGUAUCCACAGUAAGGAGUAACCUGGUGACAGGUCACUGGAAAGUCCCAGUUACCCAAACAGUAAUAGUGGGCAACUCAUAGCACUUAACCACGUCGGAAAAUUGGCAUAUGCCGAGAAGUUAACAUGAACAACUAAUGGCAAGAAGAAAUUCCUUAAUGCUUACAGACUUGUUCAGUAUCAAGGAGACAUUCUUCAAUAGUGGAAGAGGGAGUUUUAUUUUUACUACAAACAGACUCACAACCAAACUGAAAAGCAACUGCUCAUCUCUGUAAAGUGUUUUCUUUCUCUUUUGAUCUGAAACAUUUAUAUGAACUGCUGGAAUAAUGGAACUUCAGACUACAAAUGUGUAUGUAAAACUGCAUCGAUGCCCUGACUUCCUAUUAUAUUUUUAAUAAACAGCGUUAUCCUUCA
Microtus oregoni (creeping vole) is the source of this 9386-nucleotide messenger RNA. RefSeq names its product thyroid hormone receptor interactor 12 (gene Trip12). The record is from RefSeq and is a predicted model, not a curated record. Bases 330 to 6536 code for a protein of 2068 amino acids. NCBI's taxonomy places the organism in Eukaryota, Metazoa, Chordata, Mammalia, Rodentia, Cricetidae. Gene Ontology annotation, cellular component: nuclear speck. The transcript is spliced from 42 exons. Gene Ontology annotation, molecular function: zinc ion binding; ubiquitin protein ligase activity. Gene Ontology annotation, biological process: DNA damage response; proteasome-mediated ubiquitin-dependent protein catabolic process; protein polyubiquitination.